Molecule: messenger RNA, 6753 nt
Organism: Meriones unguiculatus (Mongolian gerbil)
Lineage: Eukaryota; Metazoa; Chordata; Mammalia; Rodentia; Muridae
Gene: Lysmd3
Product: LysM domain containing 3
Exons: 4
Coding region: 683-1597 (304 amino acids)
Biological process (GO): Golgi organization
Cellular component (GO): Golgi apparatus
Source: RefSeq, a predicted model, not a curated record
GCUCGACGUCGGCGGGGGUCACCGUGGGCCGCUGCCCCGGGUCGGGAGGGACUCCAACCUCGGUUCCGGGCAGCUCCUACCGCGCCGCUGGGUCUCCACAGCGUCUGCUCCGAAGCGUCCCGGUCCGAUGCUGCGACCUAGAGAUCACAGAUGUUAUCAUCGCUGGGGACAAGGAGGAAAGGGAAAAAAUAAAUAUAUAAACGAGUGGAAUGGCCAGGGAGGAAGUUCUGCAGUUGUUGCUUUGGUUUAACGUUGGCCCUUGUGGGAAGGACCCGCGUGAUUCUGUCCCGAGUGCUGAACUGGCUGGUGCGCUAGGAGUCGUCGGUCGCGCCCUGCCUAAGGUCAAGACCAAACACGCAGCAGCAGUUACUGUAUAGUACCCAGGGGUUGGGAGGUCGCUUUAGGUUAUGGACUGAGCGGAUGAAAACAAGCACACUGUAUCUGUGGAUGAUCACUUUCAUGACGUUUGUCAGCGGUGCGGCAUGCAACGUGUUCUAGUUUUCUGAAGCCAGACUCCAUCUUCACGGAAUCUGAGAGUUGUUUCUCAUCCAUGGUAUACAAAACAGGAAUACAUCCUUCUAGACAUCAUUUUGCAUUGUAGGAUUCCACGACAUAGUAUUUCCUCCCCUAGGGACACCUUUUCCAUGUUUGCUGGAAGAUUUUUAUCUGAGAUUACAGCGUCAUGGCAGGGAGGAAUCAGAAUCGGACUGUUUCCCUCCCAGGGAUUCAGGCCAGUGGUCAGGUACACACUUUUGGAAAUUGUACGGACAGUGACAUGCUGGAAGAAGAUGCUGAAGUGUAUGAACUUCGGUCCAGGGGAAAGGAGAAGGUUCGAAGAAGCACAUCGAGAGAUAGACUUGAUGACAUUAUUAUACUAAUAAAAGAUUUACAGGAAGGAGACACGCUAAAUGCAGUAGCCCUUCAGUACUGUUGCACGGUAGCAGACAUCAAAAGAGUUAACAAUCUCAUCAGUGAUCAAGACUUUUUUGCACUUAGGUCUAUAAAAAUUCCAGUUAAAAGGUUUAGUUCUUUGACUGAAACUCUUCAUCCUCUGAAGGGAAGACAAGGCUUGCAUCCUCCCCCUGCUCCGUGUGUUGAAGAACAGGAAAUUGUGCCAGCUGAUUCUUUUUCUUCCAGUGAGUCAGCUGGCAGCUUUCUGAAAGAAGUGGAUCGAGACAUAGAACAAAUAGUAAAGUGUACAGACACCAAGAAGGAGAACCUGAAUGAGGUUGUGUCUGCCUUAACAGCACAACAGAUCCGAUUUGAACCUGAUAACAAAAGCGUUCCCCGAAAGGAUCCAUAUUAUGGAGCAGACUGGGGAAUUGGUUGGUGGACAGCUGUGGUGAUAAUGUUGAUAGUGGGUAUAGUAACACCGGUAUUCUAUUUGCUGUAUUAUGAAAUUUUAGCUAAAGUGGAUGUUAGUCACCACUCAACGGUGGGCUCUUCACACUUGAAUCCAGGACUCACACCUCCAUCACAGCACAGAGAAAUGGAAAAUGGAAUCGGUGCCACGAAAGGAAUACAUGCUGGUCAGCAGGAUGACCACAGACUAUACAGGCAAGACCCUCAGUCACCCGAUGCUCAACACAAAACUUGACGCUGAGCUUCAGUCAGUACUAAUGAUAAUGUGUGCAUACUGAAUAUGGUGAGUCACAUAUGGCUGUUCACUGCUUCCCGGCAAGAAUCCAGGAACAAAGAUGCUUUGUUUUUACCUUCCUAAAAGUUCCUGAGCUUUUUUACAAAUGGAUUGUCUAUAACACGCAUUUGCUACUUUAUAUUGAAACUGGUCAGUCUAUACAUCAAUUUUUAAAGCAGAAAUUAAUUUAAAUGUAUGUCUAGGAAUUCUGACUUAGAAGAUGCUAUCAUUUUUAGUAUUCAAGGUUAGUUAUGUUUGAAUUUUAUCUUUAAAAGAUUAAUUUUUAAUUUAAUUUUAAGGUUGUUGAUGUCCAGUGUCUCAAAUGCUUACAACUGAAGAAAAUUUGCUUACCAUACCUCUACCAAAAAGCUAGUUGUAAAAGUUUUGAUUCUAAAAUUAUUUAUGAUACCAAGUACUUAAUACUCAAAUUUGAAACUUUAAAAUCAUAUUUAGUAUAAUGUAUAAACAGAUAUAAAAACAUAAUUUAUAAUUUGUGUAACAAAAGCUAAGAAAUAGAUUAAAAAUUUUAAGACCCCAAAAUAAUGCCUUAGGGUUGGAAACUUACCAGUUAAUCACAAGGACACUGAAAUAGACAUAUUCCUUAAAAAAAUUUUUUAAAGGAAUGUUUUAUAACCAGCCCAUUAGCCUCACCUCCACUUAUUUUUAAAAAUACCCGUAUGUGCUAUUUGAAAGCACUUUUGUAGUUCUUUGAUGACGUGAUGUACCAAAAAGCAUAUUCAGCAAAUUCCCCUUUACAUACUAUGACUAAUUAUUGCUGUUAAAAAUUGUAACAUGCCUUAAUUAUACUCAAUGCCUUACAGUGUCACUUUCUAUAAGUUCAUGUACACUUGCCAGUUAAAGUUGAAACAUUGUGUCAGAUUUCAUUCCACAGCGCAUCAUUCCAUAGGCUAUGUAAAUUUGUCUGUCUUCACUUUUAAGCAUAAGUUAAUGGAGUAAAAACAAAUUUGUACUAUCUGCCUCUGAAGUUUUGCAGAAAAAAAAUGAUUUAGUAAGCAAAAAUGAGUAAGCAGGACUUUUACAGUUGCAGUAAGACAGAUUGAUUUAUUUGGUGACCGCUUGAUCUCUGCUUUUCAAAAACAAAAUGUCAGAUUUCAAUUAUCCCCACCUAAUCUGUACCAUUAAAUUGAGAAACACAGGCCAAAGUUGUGUGGAUUGGUCAAAAGGGCUUAAGAGUGGCAUUUUCUAAAUCUGUUGUGGGAUGACUAAUUUGGUUAAGAAGUAUUCGCAUACUGAAUUCAAUGUAAGUAUGUGUUUAAAAAAUAUACGUGCAUGUAGUGGAAUCUAGAUUGCACGUUUUCUGGAUACUAAACUCCAUACUUUAAAAUAUGUUACAUCACCUCAUUUUCUGGACAUUGUUUCCUGAAUCAGUGUUUCAGCUUUUUAAAUGUUGUGUAUAUAAAAUUCAAAUCAUGAAACAAGGAAUUAUUAAUACAUAUUUGUUAUAUUUGUGGUUUUAUAUGCUUCAAGAAGAAAAAGCAUUACAAAAAAGACAGACACAAAAGUCAGUCACUUUAAAGCCCUUAACAUGUAUCAGAAAAGUUUUAGAAAAUUUCCUUUAAAAUACUUAAUAGGACAAUUCUAGUACAUUGAUUCCUUUCGUAAAUCUUAGUUAAAAUAAUUUUAGUUGUUCUUAAGAUGCCAUGUGCAUUUUGAAAUUUUAAUUAUGCUCAGUGUUAACACAUCCAGUUUACAUUGUAUUUAUUCAGCCUGCUGUAAAGUUGAGUUUUAGGGUAAGAAAAUACAGAUUUCAGGGCAGAACAGGCUACAUAACCUUUGAAGAACUUUGUUUACAUCAAGCAGAUUAAAUUACAGAAUUGUGAUUCCUUUUUUUUGCUGGUUUUACUUUGGAAUUGUAAUUGAAGGAUCGGAUAACUUAUUUUUAAAGGAGGAGGUAUAUUUAUUUGCUGGUUAAAAUAAUUUCUGUCUUGAGGCACAUCGUUUUUGAAGGAAAUACAACAUACAUCCCUAGGAAACAACCAAGCAAUUAGUUUUGCCUAUAUAUUUUAGAAUUAUUAGUUGAAUAUAAUUCUAUAUAGAAUUAUGCUUUCAUCUUUAAAAGAAAAUGUAAGCAUUUAGUAGAAUUUUUGGCAACUGCAAACUACAUUGUAAACAAUUGUCAUUGUUUGCUACUGUGGAUCAUGUUCAAUCCCUUACUUGAAUUUGCUUUGAGGCUUUAAUUUUUAUGUGUGUGUGUGUGUGUGCUGUUAUAAACCCAACAGAAUUGAGUUAUAGUCAUUGAGUUUAUUAGUCCACUUAAAAAUUUGGAAUUCCAAGUAAAGAAACAUCUGAUAUUGUUAUAGGAAAACUUCAUGACUCUGUAAAGACUAGGUACAUGGUUGAGUUUGUUUUGAACCAAUGGAUAGCUAUUUGAAUAUUUUCACUGUGCCCCCUACAAAGCUGGCCAUGUUAUGAACUAAGAAGUCUAUGAUCUCAGAUUUUCUUUUUGGUGAGUUUGAUUGUUAAAGCUUUUUUAUGGGCUCUGCUUUUUGGUUUAUUAAGUGAAACACUCUUUAGUAAUUGAUUAUUUCUCUUUAGUAAAAAGACCUAGCAUUACCUCAGUGAAAAUGCGAAGGCUAUGGCUGCAAGUAGAAGUGGAGACCCAGUCUCAAGAGUAUCACAGAGCUAAGUUAUGUAAACACUGCAUUAUCAUGGGAUUCUUUCUGAUUUUGAAUUACAACAUUGUUGCUCAGGAAAUCAGUAUUUUUUCUAAGUAUGUGCAUAUUGCACUGUUAGACCAUAGAAAAUUAUAAAUGCUUUAUUUAAUUCAUUUUAUGUAUGAAAAGCUAGAAAUUUUUUUGUAUAAUGUAUUUUAUAUAAUUGCAAAUAUAUUAAACCAUUGUUAGCAUGUACAUCUGUAAAACUGGUUUUUAAACUUUUUUGCCUUGUUUUUCAUAUUUAAGGAUAUGCAAAUUAUAAUAAACUUUCUAUUUUAUUAAUCAAUUUGAAAAUGGAAGUUGUUGAAUAUAAUUGAAUAAAGCAAUAAUUUUAUCUUUCAAGCUAUUUAAAAUACAUUUUCACAUUAGUUCUUCUUUCUUUCACUCUUCCUUUUUCUUCCUGUCUUCCUCUUUUUCUCUUUCUUUUGCCCAGGCUGGCCUUAAACUCAGAUGCCUGCCUCUGCCUCCUAAGUGCAGGGAUUACAGGCACCAGUGUGGUACCCAAUUAUUCUUGGGUAUGUGCCUUCCACAGGAGCAUCCUGGUUGACAUACCAUGAGAUACAUUCUUACAGAAAGCCAACUCUUCUUUCAGCUGGUAUUAUUUGCCAUUUGCUUCAUGACCAGGAGUAGUAUUGUGUUCCCAACUUCCCUUGCUUCCUGGAAUUUGAUCUGGCUUGAGCUUGCAUAGGUCUUGUACAUGAUGUCACACGUUAACAGGUGUAGCUACCCUGCUGUAUCCAGGUGUUUCCAAGUAGUCACCUACUGUCUUUGGCUGUCAGAUUGUUUUCAUCUUCUCUUCUUCAAUGAUCCUGAGCCUUGGGAGGGUGUGUGUGUGCAAUACAGUCUCUAAUUCUCUGUCCCUUGGCCAGUUAAUCGCCAUCUAUUGCAAAUAGCUUUCUCAGAUGAGUUCUCAGAGUCAAUAGGACAGUUUACUACUUUACUAUUUACAAGCAUAAUAGUAGGUUCUCCAGGCCAGCGAUCUGUCUAAUGGUAGGUUCUUGGAUUGAUAAUGGUCCCAAGUACGGGUUUCCUCUUGUGGAGCUGGGCUUAACACAAUCAGAAAGUGGUUGGUUGCUUCCAUGAUUCUUGUGCCACUAGUAUAUCAGUGGACCUGUCCUGCCAGGGCAGUUGUUACAGCUAGUGGAGUUCAUAGCUGGUUAUAAACUCAAGUUGCCACAUUCAAUCAAUUCAGACUUCUAUUUGUUAAUAUAUAACAUUAAUUUUUGGAUGUAAAACAAAUGUUAGAUAAAUGCUAUUGAGGAAUUGUGCUUCUGGGCAAGACUUGUUAAAUCCAGGCCAUGCUUACAGAACUGAGUCAGUCUCAUGAGAUGCUCUAAAUGUAAGUUGUAAGUUUUUAUAAAACAAAAGUGCCUUUCAAGAAUAUUAAUCUUGGAGACUCAGCAGAAGGCUCAGUCAGUAUAAGUAUUUGUUGGACAAGCAUGAAGCCCCAAGUGCAGAGUCCCAGCACUCGAGUAAAAAGGCGCACAACUGUAAUCGUAGUGUAGGGGACGCAGAGACAAGAUCCCCGUGCUCACUGGCCAGAUAAUCUAGAGGGAUUGGUUAUCCUUCCAAAGGAACAGUAAUGGAGGAAGAGUACCUAACUUUUGGCCUGCAAACAGACUUGCACACACAUGAGCACUUAGAUAUAUACCAUAUACAAAGAAUACACACACACACACACACACAGAACCAGAAAGAAUUCUUCAGGGCAACUCAUCUUUCCCAUACAUUUUUCCAUUUUAAAGCAGCUUGACCUUAAAGUUGGCUCACACUUCCUCUCACACUUGUCACUUGAAGGUGUGGAUGGAGAGAAGAACAGCAGUCCUGCUGAGUUAAAGCCAAGAGUGUUCCUUUGUAUGUGGUGGGGGUUUGACCUACAACCAUCCCUACUCAAUAAAGUUACUUUAGCAGAGAAAAACCAGAAUUAACUGGUUUUCUCUACCAAAGAAAUAUUUCACAGAAAACCAUCUUGGUAUUAAGGCCAAAAUUUUAUUUUUUUAAACUUUACAUGUGUAAACAAAUACAGAAAAAUCAUCAUUGUACCAAUUAGUUUUAUUUGGUAGCAUAAUGUUAAAGACAUUUCACCAACUAGUCCCAGUAAGUACGCUUAUUUAACCUUUAAGAAGGUGUCUCUACAAAGCAAUUUCAUAGUCUCAGCAGUAAAGAAAACAUGACUUAUGCUUGUCAAGCUGCCCGAAAAAUUCUAUCCUUUCUCAAAAUUAAUGUUUAAAGUUGUAAACUUAUCUUUCACAGGGAUGGGAAUCCCAGAAUAAAGAAUGUUGGAAAGCAUCUUCCCUCCCGUUGGCAGGAACACGAGAGUGAAGACACCCUGGAAACUAGGGAAGAAGUUAUUGCCAAUGCCUGUCCCCGAUCUGAACAGUUAUCUGCACAUCUGUAACAAGGGAAGGAGACAGAACUAUGAAAUAAACUGUUUAUGACUUA